Endocarpon pusillum Z07020 is the source of this 1113-nucleotide messenger RNA. Its product is annotated as Peptidyl-prolyl cis-trans isomerase D. The record is from RefSeq and is a predicted model, not a curated record. Bases 1 to 1113 code for a protein of 370 amino acids. The transcript is spliced from 6 exons. Lineage: Eukaryota; Fungi; Ascomycota; Eurotiomycetes; Verrucariales; Verrucariaceae. Gene Ontology annotation, biological process: protein peptidyl-prolyl isomerization; protein folding. Gene Ontology annotation, cellular component: intracellular membrane-bounded organelle. Gene Ontology annotation, molecular function: protein binding; peptidyl-prolyl cis-trans isomerase activity.
AUGACAGAACCUAAGCGCCCAAGGGUCUACUUCGACAUUGAGAUUGGUGGUGUCAAACAAGGCAGGAUAGUCUUUGAGCUUUACAAAGAUGUCGUUCCCAAGACAGCCGAGAAUUUUCGCGCGCUCUGUACCGGCGAGAAAGGUGUGGGGAAAAAGGGCCAGCUAUUGAGCUACAAAGGGUCAAUCUUCCACCGAGUCAUCAAGUCUUUCAUGAUCCAGGGUGGUGACUUCACAGCAUUCAAUGGCACGGGAGGCGAGUCCAUCUAUGGCGAAAAAUUUGACGAUGAGAACUUUGAAAUCAAGCAUGAAAAGCCGUUCUUGCUUUCGAUGGCCAAUUCUGGACCAGGCACCAACGGGUCUCAAUUCUUUGUUACGACGGUACCAACACCUCAUCUCGACGGCAAGCACGUGGUAUUUGGCGAAGUCCUCAACGGGAAAAAUAUCGUUAGGAAGAUCGAGAAUCUGCCCACACAGAGCGACACACCCCAGCAGGAGGUUAAAGUGGUAGAUUGCGGCGAAUUAUCUGGCGCAGCCUUUAAUUCGGCAACAGAGAAGGCCCCAGAUUCCACUGGAGACCCGUACGAGGAUUUUCCUGAUGACCAGGGUGCCGAUCUGAAGGGAUCAGAGUAUUUCAAGAUCGCUUCAGAACUCAAGGAGAUGGGGAACAAAGCAUUCAAGGCUGGAGAUAACGAAACAGGCAUCGAAAAAUAUCAGAAAGCACUUCGCUAUCUGAAUGAAUACCCUGAGACAAACGACUCUGAUCCACCUGAGCUGGGAGGCCAGAUGAGGCAGCUCAAGUUCACACUGCACAGUAACUCCGCGCUACUAGCUACAAAAUCCCAGCGGUACCAGGAAGCGCAGAAAUGGGCUGGAUUCGCAUUGGAAGCUGCACCAUCAGAUGUCAAAGAUGUUGACAAGGGCAAGGCGUACUACAGGCGUGCGCUAGCAAAGAUCGGACUGAAGGAUGAUGAGGGUGCGCUGGAGGAUCUGGACCAAGCUGCUAAGCUUGCAGGGAACGACCCCGGCAUCGCCAACGAGCGGACCAAGGUGAAGAAGAGAGUUAGUGAAAGGGAGAAGAAGGAGAGGGCAGCGUUCAAGAAGUUUUUUGAUUGA